AUGAGCACUAGCGACGAUUCUCCCGGCGACUUGGGCUUUGGAGAGAAAGCUCUUCUCGAACUUCAUAUGCUGGGUACCAUAAUCGCGGGAGUUGCAUAUGGGAUUGUCAUCGUGACAUCGCUCGACUGCUUUCGUGUGGUCUGGAAGAACAAGACACGGGUCAGGAAUUUUACCUUGAUCUACAUCGUGGCUAUGACCGCUGUCAGCACGGUGUCCUUCAUCCUGGGAGUCGUGGUGACGAUGAAGUCGACCUUCCAGGUUAAUGGUUUAUUCUAUCAGUUCGGGGCCUUCGGACCUUUUAAUGGCCUGGAAGUCCUGCUCUUUCCACUGGCAUUGUGGGGUGCGGAUGGCUUCAUGCGAAUAGCCCUUUAUAUUUCGUUCGGAUUUCUGUCAUGUCUGCUCCUCUUCGCAGGGGUCAUGCUUCCGGCGACCUAUUUCGGCACUCUGUUCCUUUUAUUCGAUAUCCCCACCAACCCAUUUUUUAUCACUCUCUUGCUGGUCUCCCUUACCUCCUUUGUGAACCUGGCGCUCGCAGCGUUGGUCACUGUCCGGCUCUAUUACCAUCAAAGGAACACGCGGAAGAUUCUCGGCACAGAAUACGGUUCCCCCUACUCGAGGACGAUUGCCAUUUGUGUCGAAUCAUGCGCGCUCAUCUUUGUCGUCGACGUUGCCUUCAUCGUCCUCUUUUUACUGGACACAGAUACGUCAGCGAUCCCUAUCCAACUGCUGGCACAUGCUUCUGUCUUGUCGCCAUUCCUCAUUAUCUCACGCGUCGCUCGGAAGAAGGAUGCACUCAGCACGAUGAAAACCCAGCCGAAUAUCCACCAAAGGCGUCCUCAACUAGAAGAGGGAGGCGGCUUGGAUACUUUACGCUUCAAUUGUGCAAGUGAGGGACAACUGCAUUCGACAGAAUACAGUCCGCCAAACGGAACCCAAUUAUCAGAUUAA
This is a messenger RNA of Cyclocybe aegerita, 948 nucleotides long. The record is from the annotation of a GenBank genome assembly. NCBI's taxonomy places the organism in Eukaryota, Fungi, Basidiomycota, Agaricomycetes, Agaricales, Hemipholiotaceae.